Laetiporus sulphureus 93-53 is the source of this 276-nucleotide messenger RNA. RefSeq names its product 60S ribosomal protein L37. Gene Ontology annotation, molecular function: structural constituent of ribosome. Gene Ontology annotation, cellular component: ribosome. The record is from RefSeq and is a predicted model, not a curated record. Gene Ontology annotation, biological process: translation. The annotation marks the transcript as partial. NCBI's taxonomy places the organism in Eukaryota, Fungi, Basidiomycota, Agaricomycetes, Polyporales, Laetiporaceae. The transcript has 5 exons.
ACAAAGCGAACCCGCAAGGUCGGCGUGACUGGAAAGUACGGUGUUCGUUAUGGUGCCUCCCUGCGAAAGCAAGUGAAAAAGAUGGAAAUUACCCAGCACGCACGAUACACUUGCACGUUCUGCGGAAAGGACUCUGUCAAGCGCCAAGCAGUCGGCAUCUGGAAAUGCAACUCUUGCAAGAAGGUGAUUGCUGGGGGAGCAUGGACGGUGGCGACAACAACGGCUGCGACAGUCCGCAGCACUAUUCGCCGUCUGCGCGAGUUGACCGAGGCAUAG